This is a messenger RNA of Boeremia exigua, 3429 nucleotides long. RefSeq lists its product as uncharacterized. The record is from RefSeq and is a predicted model, not a curated record. The transcript has 3 exons. The coding region runs from base 34 to 3162 and encodes 1042 amino acids. NCBI's taxonomy places the organism in Eukaryota, Fungi, Ascomycota, Dothideomycetes, Pleosporales, Didymellaceae.
CCUGAGCAGCCCUCAGAGAGUCGUGAAGGCAAAAUGUCAAGCACAUACACCGCCACCGAGGAAAGGCCGACAAGGACACUCGUUCCUGCCCACGAACCAAUCCUGACCAUAGACGAAUUAAUUCGUCGGCGUGCAGCAGAGUUACGAGAUUCACCGCUCAUUGGGUAUCCCAAAACAGGUGUGACAGAUUACGAGGAACAUUCAGCCAGUGCGGUGAACAAAUAUGCCGAUGCGGCCGCAGAUGUCCUUCAACGGAGGGGCUUGAAGAAAGUGGACCCUUCCUUGGACAAGGCCCCUGUCGUUGGCAUUCUCGCCCACUCUGGACUGCCUUUCAUCAUAACGCUACUGGGUUUGAGUAGACUUGGCUAUGCCAGCCUGCUGUUGUCGACCCGCUUGGCAGCCCCGGCCCUGGUGCGCCUGCUCGAGUUGGCAGAUUGCAACACUCUCCUGACCUCCUCUCACUUCCAUCCAGUACUGGAAGAAGUGAAGAGCGAACGUGGCACUACCGUGCUGGAGUUGCUGAAGCAUGAGGAGUACUAUGGUGUGGACGCGCCUGCCUUCCAUCGUGCGUACGAUCCAUACAAGGAGACUACCAAGAAUGUUGUCAUCAUUCAUUCUUCGGGCUCUACAGGCCUCCCUAAGCCCAUCUAUCUCACCAACCGUAGCUGCAUCGCUGCGUUCUCGACAAACUUGGAUCGGAAGGCGUUGAUGACACAGCCUCUGUUCCACAGUUUCGGCUUCUACGAGACCUUCCGAUCGAUAUACUCGGGGAAAGCGAUGUACUACUUCAACUACGCGUUCCCCUUGACGAAGCAGAACAUCACAGCUACACUCGCCGCCGUGAAGCCAGACCUGCUGUUCUGCGUACCAUACGUUCUCAAGCUUCUAGGCGAGUCAGAAGAAGGUAUCAAAGCACUUGCGGAUAUUGAUCUAGUCAUGUAUGGUGGUAGCGCAUGUCCUGAUGACCUUGGAGACAUGCUGGUCAAGAACGGUGUCAACCUCGUAGCCAAUUAUGGCGCUACUGAGACGGGGAGACUGUCAACUUCCGUGCGCCCACCGGGAGAUCACGCGUGGAAUUAUCUUCGAAUUCUGCCAGGGGUAAAGGAGUACGUGCUGAUGGAUGAGAUAGCCCCGGGCAUCUUCGAGUGUGUUGCACUGGACGGUCUGCAAUCUAAGAACACCAUUAAUUCAGACGACCCUCCUCGAUCCUUCCGCACCAGAGACCUCUUCAUGCAACACCCAACGAACCCAGACUUCUGGAGAUUCGUAUCGAGGCUUGACGACAGACUGACCUUGGUCAACGGUGAAAAGGUUCUGCCGAUUCCAAUCGAAGGUAGGAUACGUCAAGAGGGUCUGGUGCAGGAGGCCGUCGUGUUCGGCGAUGGCAAGAGCCUACCCGGCAUGCUGAUCUUCAAAGCCGACGGUGCUUCGAAUCUCUCGGACGCCGAGUUCCUCGAACACAUCUGGCCUGCCGUCGAAGACGCGAACUCGCGCGCGGAGAGCUUCUCACGGAUACCGAAAGAGCUCGUUGUUGUCUUACCUGCUGAGGUCACAUACCCAAAAACCGACAAAGGUACUUUCAUCCGUGCGCAAGUAUACGCUCAAUUCAAGGAUGAAAUCGAGACCGCAUAUGCCAAGUUUGAAAGCGGCGGGGAUGAUGAGGCCGGCACUGUUGCACUGCCCUUACCAGAGCUUGAGAUCUAUCUACUACAGAGGUUCCGAGAGAACCUUGGUGUAGACCUUUCGGCUUCAGACGACUUCUUCGCCCUUGGAAUCGACAGUCUUCAGUGCAUGAAGAUGUGGAGCCUGAUGAAGAAGGAGCUUGAUCUUGGUGGCCGACAGUCUGAACUUGGUCAGAAUGUUCUCUAUGAGACUGGCAACGUUCAGAGUCUCGCUCGUCACAUUGACGGUCUGCGAACAGGUAACACAGAGCAAGCAAAGGACGCGUAUCAAGUCAUGCAUGAUCUUGUCGCAAAGCACUCAUCAUUCAAGACUUACGAAGAGACAUACCGGGUUGCGCCAGCUACCGAGACUGUUGUUCUGACCGGUGUCACCGGAGGCCUUGGUGCGCAUCUUUUGGCCCAGCUCGUUCGUAACCCCAACGUAUCGACAGUAUGGGCACUCGUUCGAGCUUCUUCAGAGCAUACCGCACUGGAAAGAACUUUGCAGAGUCUGACAUCGCGUGGUAUCUCUCUUUCGGUGGAGGAGAUUCGCAAGGUCAUUGCCGUACCGUCCGAUCUCAGCAAGCCAGACUUCGGUCUUGGUGCGGCAAGAUUCGUGCAACUACGCUCGAGUCUUACCCUAGUCAUCCACAGUGCAUGGGCAGUGAACUUCAAUAUCUCUGUUGAAAGCUUCGAGGAUCAACACAUCAAGGCAGUGCCGAACUUCAUCAACUUGUGCCAGUCGACAACACAUGGCUCCCCAGCCCGAUUCUACUUCUGCUCGUCGGUAUCUUCCACCGGGAGCACUCCUCGCCCAGGCACUGUCCCUGAGACGCCCGUCCGUGAUAUCGCUCACGUACAAGGCACAGGAUACGCGAGGUCGAAGUACGUCACUGAGCAGGUCGUUCGUAAUGCGAUCAAGGAUGCAGGCGCUCAGGCCAGAGUUCUUAGGAUCGGUCAACUCGUCGGCGACAGCAAGGUUGGCGAGUGGAACACAACUGAGGGUAUCCCUCUCAUGAUCCAAACGGCAGUCACCCUCGGCGCACUGCCACAGCUAGACGAGGAAAUGACUUGGCUUCCCGUCGAUUACGCGGCAAAGAUCAUCCUCGACGUGUGCCGACCCGACUGUGCCGCGACACGCGCUUCCGACCCCGACCUCGUCUACCACAUCCUCAACCCAACCCGCUUCCACUGGACAAGAGACAUGCUGCCUGCUCUAGCAGCUGCUGGCUUGGAGUUCGAAUCCCUCCCAACCGAUCAGUGGAUGGAGAGGCUACGCAACUCCGACCGAGACCCCAAGAAGAACCCUCCCAUAAAGCUAUUUGAUUGGUUCGAGAGCAAGUACGGCAGUGCUGCUUCCACGAAGCCAAAGGGCCCACUUGAAUACAUAACGGAGGAGACUGGGAAGGACAGUGAUUCACUAGGUCAAAUUCCGAGCGUGACAGACAGCAAGUACAUGGGCAUGGUGAUCGAGAGACUGAAGAAGCGUUGGGCGGCAUAGAUCUAAUUUUGACAUACGAAUUAUGUACAUAGAGCGUGUAGAUAGCAUACCUGGCGUCUUGGAUCUCACUUGAGGCAAUACAUACCUAUACACUUUCACGAAAGCGUGCCAGUCUGCCAACUUGACGGAGCCUUCAUUCCGGUCCUAAUGUUGUCAAGUGCCGCUUGGUAGGAGUCCUUGUCUAGUUUUGGCGCUAGCGAAGCUCCUUAAGCUUCUGGCGGACCGGAUGACCGUUGACCGUCCUCCGCAGAUUCUCCGACCCUAUCC